UCUAUGGAUUUCCCAAAUAUCUUCUGGUACAAUGACAGCUAUGAAAACAGGACCUUCAACAGCUCCAGCCUGGAGCAGAAGCCCACCCACUAUAACUACUACGCCAUGCUGUUGACUCUCCUCAUAUUUGUGAUUGUCUUUGGCAACGUGCUAGUCUGCAUGGCUGUGUCCAAGGAGAAAGCCUUGCAGACCACCACCAAUUACCUGAUCGUCAGCCUUGCUGUGGCUGACCUGCUCGUGGCUACGUUAGUGAUGCCGUGGGUGGUCUACCUGGAGGUGGUCGGUGAGUGGCGCUUCAGCCGCAUCCACUGUGACAUCUUUGUCACCCUGGAUGUGAUGAUGUGCACAGCCAGCAUUCUUAAUCUCUGCGCGAUCAGCAUUGACAGGUACACAGCUGUGGCCAUGCCCAUGCUGUACAACACCCGCUACAGCUCCAAGCGCAGAGUCACUGGGAUGAUUGCCGUGGUGUGGAUCCUCUCCUUCGCCAUCUCCUGCCCACUGAUGUUUGGGCUGAACAACACAGAGAAGAAUGAGUGUAUCAUUGCCAACCCUGCCUUUGUUGUGUAUUCUUCUAUCGUCUCCUUCUACGUUCCUUUCAUUGUCACCCUGCUGGUGUACGUGCAGAUCUAUAUAGUGUUGCGGAAACGCAGAAAACGGGUCAACACCAAGCGCAUCGCCAGUCACGUGGGCCUGGACGCCGACACGCAGGCCCCAUUGAAGGAGAAAUGCACUCAUCCAGGAGAUAUCAGGCUCUGCACACUCCUUGUGAAGAGCAACGGGAGCUUCCCUGUUCACAAGGGCAAAGUGGAGGCCAUGGAUCACAUGGAAGAGAUGGAGAUGGCCACUAGUACCAGCCCACCAAAGAACAAUGUCCAGCCACCUCUGCCAAGUAACAUGGAACCAGCUGAGGCAGCUGCUUCCACCCCCUGUGCCAAUUUAACUCCGCCGUCUCCUGAAAACAGCCGCCUCGACGUGCAGAAGAACGGGCAUACCAUAGACAAUUCCAAAACAGCCAAGGUCUUUGAGAUUCAGACAAUGCCCAAUGGCAAGACCAGGACUUCCCUCAAAACUAUGAGCAGAAGGAAAUUUUCACAACAGAAGGAAAAGAAAGCCACUCAAAUGCUUGCCAUUGUGCUUGGUGUUUUCAUCAUCUGUUGGCUCCCUUUCUUCAUCACCCACAUUCUGAACAUGCACUGCAACUGUAAAAUCCCACAGGUCAUGUACAGUGCCUUCACAUGGCUCGGAUAUGUCAACAGCGCAGUCAAUCCCAUCAUUUACACCACUUUCAACAUUGAGUUCCGGAAAGCUUUUAUGAAGAUCCUUCAUUGCUAA
Protobothrops mucrosquamatus (brown spotted pit viper) is the source of this 1332-nucleotide messenger RNA. RefSeq names its product dopamine receptor D2 (gene DRD2). Gene Ontology annotation, biological process: adenylate cyclase-inhibiting dopamine receptor signaling pathway; adenylate cyclase-activating adrenergic receptor signaling pathway. The transcript is spliced from 7 exons. Gene Ontology annotation, molecular function: dopamine neurotransmitter receptor activity, coupled via Gi/Go; G protein-coupled receptor activity. Gene Ontology annotation, cellular component: presynaptic membrane; glutamatergic synapse. The record is from RefSeq and is a predicted model, not a curated record. Lineage: Eukaryota; Metazoa; Chordata; Lepidosauria; Squamata; Viperidae. The coding region runs from base 4 to 1332 and encodes 442 amino acids.